Messenger RNA from Neoarius graeffei (lesser salmon catfish), 967 nucleotides. Its product is annotated as tumor necrosis factor receptor superfamily member 11B-like. The record is from RefSeq and is a predicted model, not a curated record. The transcript is spliced from 4 exons. Bases 11 to 904 code for a protein of 297 amino acids. Lineage: Eukaryota; Metazoa; Chordata; Actinopteri; Siluriformes; Ariidae. Gene Ontology annotation, molecular function: protein binding.
CACAGGAAACAUGAUUUGCCAGUUGUCCACAGUGUCCGUGUUUCUGCUCCUGGUGUCCACUGACGCCUCCGUGGCCUUCGUUCACACUUUUGAGUACGAAGACUUUGAUACAGGCGACACGCUGCUCUGCACACGCUGCCCUCCGGGGACGUACGUGUCGUCUCCAUGCACCAGUACCCAUGACACCGUGUGUCUGCCGUGUCCUAAGGAACACUUCACAGAGUUCUGGAACUUCCUGCCCAAAUGUCUGUACUGCUCCAACAUCUGCGAGGGAAAUCGAGUGGUGAAAGAGCAGUGCUCGGCCACGCACAACCGAGUGUGCGAGUGUAAAGAAGGACACUACUGGCAGGACGACUUCUGCGUCCCGCACACACGGUGUCCUCCUGGACUGGGCGCUGAGAUAAUCGGUAACACGCAGAGGAACACACAAUGCAAGAAGUGUCCCAAUGGUACGUUUUCAGCAGAGACGUCCUCCAGCGCUCAGUGUAUCAAACAUACAGACUGUGAGAUGCUUCAUGUCCUUCUUCCAGGCAAGACGUGGCACGACAACAUCUGCUCAUCGUGUGCUAAUCUUACCAACAAAGACUCAGGAGGAUUAAACCUGAUCCGAAAUGUUCUUCCGGGAUUGUUCUCCCGCGGGAACAUCAGACUGAGCAAACUGAAGAGAUUUGUCCAUCUACUCAGUGAUAAGGACAACGACUGUUGGCCACGAUGCCCCAAAACGAGAGCGAUGCUGCUUCACACCAUCACUGUGUGGACUGAAAACGCUCCCACACACAAGCUGAAGGCUUUACCCACGAUGCUUCUGAGAUCAGGUCUCCGAAGCAGUGUUGAAAAAGUCCAGGACAUGGUGACGAGGAUCGAGGAGAAGAUAUCCGUGUGUCAAAAUCUUUUGGACUUCUAAAUCUGUGUUGGGAGACACUUCACUAGUAGAAAUAAUGAAAUAAAUGUUAUGGUUUACUCAGUA